Molecule: messenger RNA, 430 nt
Organism: Colossoma macropomum (tambaqui)
Lineage: Eukaryota; Metazoa; Chordata; Actinopteri; Characiformes; Serrasalmidae
Product: cytochrome c oxidase assembly protein COX14 homolog
Exons: 1
Coding region: 10-192 (60 amino acids)
Source: RefSeq, a predicted model, not a curated record
UGAAGCACCAUGCUGACUACGAAGCGCAUGGCUGAUGUGGGCUACCGCCUGUUCUCCGGCUCCAUGAUGCUCCUCACCGUGUAUGGAGGCUACCUGUGCAGCAUGAGGUUCUAUCGCUACGUGCAGCGGCAGAAACAGCUCCAGCUGGAAGCCCAGAACCAAGCAAUAGACCCAGAGGUGGUCAAGGACUGAGCCGUCUGGUCAUCAGUAUAAUCUUCAAAACAGACAUUAAAUUAUCGUGUCACAUGGGUGGAACAGAAGUCGACCAGAGGAGAUUUCACCCCAAGAAAUGCGUGAAGCUCAGCUCCACCUCUGUGGAUAACAACUAUAACCUUUUUAUGCAGGGAAGAAUGUAAAAACGGUGUUUGUCUCACAGCCUGUGGUUUAUGUAUGGAUGUCAUAUAUUAAAUGGUGUGCAGUUAAAACUGUU